AUGCAGCAGAUGGCCGCUGCCGAUGCACCACACUUGCAGGAGGAGGAAGACUACGAUCAGAUCCUGCCCUCGUGCCCCAUCGUGGUCAGCGAGGAGUCCUUCCUGGAGCCCCACGAGGAGGACCCCUCCCUUCUGCUGGGCGCCGACAUCUCUGAAUCGACGUGGCUCGGUGAGGCGGCAACGGGAGGAGACGAAGAUGAAGGCGACCACGAUGAAGAAGAAGAAGGGGAGGGCAGCCUCUGGGGUCUGCCACCAGCCGUGGCCGAGAUCUUGGGCCAGCGCGGCAUUACCCAGUUUUAUGAGUGGCAGCUGGAGUGUUUGAACAGCAGGGCCUUUCUCUCGGGCGAAAACUUCCUUUUGUCCCUCCCGACCUCGGGCGGCAAGACCCUCGUGGCGGAGAUAGCUCUGCUGCGCUGCAUUCAAGUGGCCGGCCGCACAGGCUUGCUGGUGCUGCCCUACGUGUCGCUCGUGGCCGAGAAGUCGCUGGCUCUCGAGCAGUUCACCACCGCCCUGGGCUUUCGCACCGAGGUCGGAGUGAUCGUAAGUCAACUGGCGGAAGAGGGCCGGCUCGCCGAGCUGGGCGCCGUGGUGGUCGACGAGCUGCGUAACGUUGCCAACCGACCCGACUCGACGUCCCACAUGAUCGGCGACGGCGAGCGAGGCGCGGCGCUGGAGCACCUGCUCUCUAAGGUGCUCUUUCUGUCGCCCACGACCCAGAUCGUGGGGAUGUCGGCCACCAUCGGCAACCUGCCCCAGGUGGGCCGCUGGCUCCGUGCCACCACCUACACCACCGAUUUUCGUCCCGUGCCCCUGCGACAAAUGAUCAAGAUCGGGUCGCACGUGUUCGAUGAAAGAGGGCACCGCCUGCGGCGGAUGGACCCCGACUCGCACGACGCCGAACAAAUGCUGCCGCUCAUCACCGAGGUGAUUCCGCAGCACAGCGUGCUGAUAUUCUGCCCCACGAAGCGACAGACGGAGGUGUGCGCCAAGACCCUGUCUGUCGCGCUGCCGCCCGCCAGCCCCGACUUGCGGCAAGCCAGGGAGUUGGUCCUGCAGCGUCUCAGGGCGUCGGGGAGUGGGGUCGACUCCCUGCUGGCCUCGACGCUCCCGGCCGGCGUGGCCUACCACCAUUCGGGGUUGACCACCGAGGAGCGCGAGAUCAUCGAAGAGGCCUACCGCUCGCGCGCCAUCAACGUCCUGCUCUGUACAUCGACCCUCGCCGCAGGGGUGAACCUGCCGGCCCGGCGCGUCAUCAUCCGGGCGCCCUACACCGGCAAUGCGUUCCUGACUCGGGCGCGCUAUCUCCAGAUGGUGGGCCGCGCCGGUCGCGCGGGAUUGGACGAGUACGGUGAGUCGAUUCUCAUCAUCAAGAAGGAGGACAAGCAGCGCGGCAUCGCCCUCCUGCAGGGCGACAUCCCACCCGCCCUCAGCCAAUGCAGGGACGAGGCGUUGCACCGGGUGCUGUUGGACGCGCUGGCCUCGCGCUACGCGCCGACGACGGACGACCUGUGCACGUUCAUGUCCUACACGCUGCGCGGGCUCGAGGCGUGGGAGGGCGCCGGCGAGGCGCGGGCCGAGGCCACCUCGCGCUCGGGGCUGACGCCGCUCGUGGCGCUCGCGCUGCGGGACGAACUCGAGAACGCGCGCAGGCGCCUCAUCGUAGCCGAUGAGCUGCACCUGUGCUAUCUCGUCACGCCCAUCGGCAACCUGCUUGACCCACCAGACUGGAUGGGUUUGUUCAACACGUACCAGAAGCUGGGGGCGGUGAAGCAGGAGAUCGGGAGCGCGGUGGGGGUGCGCGAGGCCUAUCUGUCGGCCCGGGCCACGGGCAAGGUGGCGACCACCGACGAGGCCCGGCGGAGCCACUUCGUGUGUCAGCGGUUCUUCACCGCGCUCGUCCUCCACGACGUCCUGCGCGAGGUGCCCCUGCGCGACAUCACCGACCGCUACCGCGUCAACCGCGGCUCCAUCCAACAACUCAUGCAAAAAGCGUCGAGCUUUGCGAACAUGUCGCGGGUGUUCUGUCAGCAGAUGGGGUGGUGGGAGCUGGCGGUGCUGAUGGACAAGUACGUGCCGCGGCUGUUCCACGGGGUGAAGGAAGAGCUCGUUCCCCUCGUGGAGCUCGCCUCUCUCAAACAGCCCCACGCCCGCGCCCUCUUCCAAGCCGGGUACCAGUCGCCGCGCGCCAUCGCGCAAGCGCAAGCGGAGGACUUGGUAGCACGGGCCGGCCUCGGUUCGCAUUUCUCGGUCGAGGUGGCGCAGCGGGUGAUCGACGAGGCCAAGGCACUAUUGGAGAAGAGGGCAGCCGAGAUGCGCGCCUCCGCUGAGGAUCUGGUCCGCGCAGCCGCUACGCUCGACUCUCUGUAA
Messenger RNA from Acanthamoeba castellanii str. Neff, 2367 nucleotides. Its product is annotated as helicase domain containing protein. The record is from RefSeq and is a predicted model, not a curated record. The coding region runs from base 1 to 2367 and encodes 788 amino acids. NCBI's taxonomy places the organism in Eukaryota, Discosea, Longamoebia, Acanthamoebidae. The transcript has 20 exons. Gene Ontology annotation, molecular function: ATP binding; nucleic acid binding.